AUGUCCCAGCAGUCCCGAGUGAGAGAAAUCGACGCCACUCAGGCUGCUGGAGACGAAGAUCUGUUGAAAGAGAUUGGUUACAAGCAGGAACUUACACGGAAGUUUAAAACCUACGAAAUCUUUGGUAUCGCGUACAGUGUCAUGGGUAUUGUUCCCGGUAUUGCUUCCACAGCUGGUAUUGGUCUUGCUGGAGGUCCUGCUUCGUAUGUUUGGGGUUGGUUUGUCACCUCCAUCAUGAUUAUCACUAUUGCAUUAGCAAUGAGUGAAAAUGGUACGUCGGAGAAAUUCUUUUUUACAGAGAUGGUCUUAGGAUUACAUUUCCAUAACAUUUUGCACAGCCUUU
Molecule: messenger RNA, 343 nt
Organism: Ogataea philodendri
Lineage: Eukaryota; Fungi; Ascomycota; Pichiomycetes; Pichiales; Pichiaceae
Exons: 1
Source: RefSeq, a predicted model, not a curated record